UUGGAUAAAAUGACCCAUCUCAGUCUCAAAGAUCCAAUUGACAUCUCCAAUCCAAGUGGGAAUGCACAGGAUAACCUCUCAAGCGACCCCUGUGGUGAAUUCACUAUGCAGAUUUGCAUGUUACUAGUGCAGUUGUGUGACAGUUUUAAGCCCUUUCGAAUGCAACCAGGGCACAGUUGUGCAUCCUUACACUUGGAAAACAAUUUUUGUUGAGUUAGGUCUGACAGCUGUUUUUAACAAAUUUUUGGUUGCGAAUCCAAAACUGAUCUCAGGUUUUCUCUAUCACGUCAAGUUUUUGAACAAAGUGGAACAAAAGAAAUGGAUACCUAUGUAAAUAAUACACCAAGAUGGCAUAGUUACGAACUUUGAAAAUAUAAAAAAACAGCAUAAAACGAAAUAGAAUUUACAACGGUAUGUCCAUGGUUCCAAGGUUAAGAGAAAAGCCAGCACAAAUCCUCUUAAUUCCGAUUAUGCGAGCUUUCUGUUUGCAGAUAUUGAUAGUACUGACCUAUUGGGAGCUGCACACACCUCUCACGGCAUUGUCUCAAUUGUGACUACACAAACAAGUUGCCACAUAGCUGUAGAUGAGUCCAAUCGUAAUCAGAUGGCAAGUCAUACUACAGCUAAUCAGUGGAAUUUUGCUCAUCUGGAGGGUAAGCUGUGGAGAAAAAACUUGAUGCACUAAGAAAAAACUGACUGCCGUUUCGGAAUCAGCAUGCCAAUUUUAGUUUUUCAUCAGCAUAAAAAUCGAACUUAUAAUUGACCUGCGCUAAGCCACACCCCCGACUUGUUUGACAUAACCUUGGAAAAUAAUAAUAGUAAUUACAAUUAGCCCGGACAAAUCGGGUUCAAAUUGUACAGGUAGAUGUGGAAAGAAUGGGUAUGCUCAUGGCAGGGUAGAGCGAGAGAAUAAAAUGCAUACAAUUAGAAGGGAUGCACCAAUACCAGUAUCAGUGGCAAUACUAUACAUCUACUGUACAUUUGUACUCUUGAAAAAAUGCUCCAAUAUUAUGACCAAUACCACUUCCCCAGCCUGACAUAUACUUUCCUGGUAGGAGCCAUGUCAGCUGUAUGGAGAUAUUUUCAGAGAUACAGACGAGUGUCCUCUUUUCAAUCGUCAAGAAAUUGUCAAUUGCACUUGAUUUGCUUCGCCAGGAGAUCACAGAACUCAGAAAGAGCUUGGAAUUCACGCAACAACAGCCACAACGAGUGUCUGUUGUAAAGAGUCAUCAAAAAACUCCUGCCAGUGUGAAGAAGGGGGGGGGACUCUGCAUGCCCCAUGUGUGCCAGAUCUCAAAACUCAUGACUUUUAUCGACACGCCACAGCGAGUUCCAACUAAUAAGAGUGUAGCAGCAUUAGACAAAGCGAUGGAAUUCCAGCCCAAUCCCUCCUCUUUGCUAAAUAUCCUGCGUCAUGAGGACGUGUGCAUCUGCAGCCAAUCAAAUGCAACUCCACGCUCUCAAUCUUAUGCCAUGUUUCCACAACGAGUGUCUGUUGCAAAGACCCUUCAAAAAGCUGCCGCCAGCCAGAGUGACGGGGUGAAGGCUGCAGGUCCCAUGCGUGCCUCAGCUCAAAAACCAUCUUUCAGAGAUGUUUUUUUUGACACACCACAGAGACUUCCAAUUAAAAAGAGUCCGGCAGCUUCAGAUGCAGAGUUCCAGACCGAUCCCUCCUCUUUGCUAAGUAUACUGCACAAUAGGGGCGUGUGCAUCUCCAGCCAAUCAACUGCAACUCCACGAUCUCAAUCUUAUGCCAUGUUUCCACAACGAGUGUCUGUUGCAAAGAGUCAUCAAAAAGCUGCUGCCAGCCAGAACAAGGGGGUGAAGGGUACAGGCCCCGUGCGUGUCACACCUCAAAAACCAUUUGGCAGAGGCACUGUUUUUGGCACACAAGUUGUCCAGACGUUAUUUGUUGACCAGGAGGAUGGACAGUGCCCUGACAACAGGGAAAAGAAGCUCCCAGUUCUUCAAGCCUUACCUAUUAAAAGCCACUGUGAAGACAAAGGAAAGAUGAGCGACAUCCAGGGCAAUCAAGAGGCGCGGAUGAUUGAGGAAGCACAGCAGUCCAUCCCAACCCUGCAAAGAGAGUCUGUCAUUUUUUUUUCCACAGGCAAGAAACAGUUACAUUUUGAGAAGCAUGAAAGCUUGACCUGUCAGGAGGGACCCAGCCAGGAUCUGUCAGACGUGGAAGACGUUUGUGAGCUUGUUAGUUGCAUCAAGCCAGCCCGCCACAGUCUGCAAGGAGACCAGAAGGCCUUUGUGACCAACACUGCACUUGCGUUGCUGCCCAAGCGUCUUUUACCCCUGGAGGACCUACGUUUGGACCACGAGAUUGCUUUCUAUACCUCCCAUUCUAUUGCAGAUGCUCCCAGGUUCCUACCCUCUCAACCCCGCUGUAGAGACCCGGUGGCGUCCUUGCGCCACUUUGAAGAGUCCACUAUUUUUUUUCCACUGAACUUGGAUGCUUCCUCUCUGUGCUCCUCUCCACCUCAAGAGAACGAAUUAAGUGAUGUGGCUUUUUCUUGAAGCACUAAUACAGAUCCCUCGAAUGUUGCGGGCACUGUGCAAACAUUGGUACUUGAGCUCCUCUCAUUUAAAAAAAGUAUUGUUGUGAUAAUGAACUAAAUAAAGAUCUGUGUUGUAGUCGCAGUACAGAAUUGAUAGCACUGGCUCUGAAUGAGGUUUGCUUGUUUCAUUCCAAUUUUCUCCAACCCUCCAAAAAAAACACACUGUGUAAAUGACUGCGCUCUAAUGUGCUUGUGCUCAGGCGAACACCUACUAAGAGGGUGUUUUCUCAUUCUGUUGUCCUUUUGUGGACUAGCACUUUUUGACAAAUUAUUUGUUUCAAAUUUUUUUUUUUAA
Molecule: messenger RNA, 2862 nt
Organism: Phycodurus eques (leafy seadragon)
Lineage: Eukaryota; Metazoa; Chordata; Actinopteri; Syngnathiformes; Syngnathidae
Gene: troap
Product: trophinin associated protein
Exons: 13
Coding region: 1072-2526 (484 amino acids)
Source: RefSeq, a predicted model, not a curated record